Molecule: messenger RNA, 1596 nt
Organism: Planococcus citri (citrus mealybug)
Lineage: Eukaryota; Metazoa; Arthropoda; Insecta; Hemiptera; Pseudococcidae
Product: FMRFamide peptide receptor frpr-18-like
Exons: 2
Coding region: 249-1379 (376 amino acids)
Biological process (GO): G protein-coupled receptor signaling pathway
Cellular component (GO): plasma membrane
Molecular function (GO): G protein-coupled peptide receptor activity
Source: RefSeq, a predicted model, not a curated record
ACAAAAUACAUGUCCAACACGAAUUAGUAGGUAUAGGUAACGGUAGGUAUGCGGCUAAAAUUGAUCACGUAGUAAUGAUCUAUACCGACAUAGUAUCGCGUCAUCGCGUCAUCUGCGUGAAAUUUCUCGUAAAUUCGCGUUCAUCGCGAGAACGAUCGAAUUUUGAAAAGUGCCCGGUACUCGGUUUUGAAAAAUUCUAGUUCUAAAGUGAGUGAAUUUAUAUGUAAACGCAGCAAUUUUUCGUCAAGAUGGAAUCUCCAGAGCCAUACUGCGGUGCAACAUUACUCAACAUCGGUAAAUACUACAAGGAUCACGUGCUCGCUUACAUAAGCUUACCAACAUGCGUCAUAGGGGUGAUUCUCAACUCAUUCAAUAUCACCGUAUUCACCAGGAAAACCAUUCUUUCACCCCCGAACCUGAUCUUCGCUCAUUUAUCCUUUCUGGAUUUCCUAGUGCUGCUGGCUCGUAUCCCGUACGUUUGGCUGGUCAAUGUUCGACCUCUCAGUGGUUUCGAUAUCCAUCAGUCUUACGGCUGGACUGUGUUUUACAUAUGCUGCAAUACUUUCAUAGUAACGGUUCAGUUCACAUCCAUAUUCCUCACAACGAUGCUGGCUGCGUGGAGGUACAUAGCGGUAGUGCAUCCGCUCAAGGAACGUUCUUGGUGCAGUAUGAAGAAGACACGUAAUGUGGUGAUUGCUGGUUACGUAGUCUGCACUCUUUUGUAUGUGAUACCUCAAUAUUUGACGCUGAGAAUUGAAACGACUGAGGGAACACCGGAAACCUAUAGCUUAGCUGCUAUACAGGAAGGAGGACUGAUUAAACACUCGACGGUAGACAUCAUUCACGCGGUUAUCAUUCGGUUAUUGCCAUCAGUUGUGUUGGCAGGGUUUACUAUCAGACUCGUCAUUUCGUUAUUAAAAAGAGAAACACAUCAGGAACAAUCAACCACUGAAUUUGGAAGCGUUCAAAAUACCGCCAGAAACGUGAAAAUGAAACAAGACGCCAACCGAUCAACGACCAUAUUAUUGGUAGUAGUGCUGUUAUUCUUCAUAGCCGAGUUUCCCAGAGGAAUACUGAAUUUACUGCGAGUGGGUUUCGAGCACGAUGAAAAAUCCGAAGAAAUUCACGGUCGAUGUUACGCUGCACUGGUACAGAUAUUCACCACAUUGACUGAUAUCAACUUAUCCAUCACGUUUAUAGUGUACUCCACGUUGAGUAAGCAAUUCUGGGCCACGUUUAAACUCUUGUCUCGUUGCGCUUAUAAAAUUAUUAGUCGUAUUAUUUCUCGUGUUACUUGUAAAGGUAAACGUAAAGGUAGUGGUAGUAGUAGUAGUAGUGAAGCAAAUGUUGAUACAGAGACAAAAACUGAUGAAGUUUAGUACUUACCUACCUAAACGAUCAUUUAGAAUUUCUAUAGUAGGUACAAUGGUACAUAUACAUAGCGAAGCCAAAAUGAACAAUUAGCUCAAUGCAUACCAUGGUUUUAGUUCAGAAAUACUUAAUUGUAAAUUUGUAAAGUUUUUUUUUAAAUUUUUAUAUGUACAUAUCUGAUUAGUAGAAUAAAAUUUCCAACCCUGCAUGGGGACUGAUUGCAAA